CAUACCGAAAAUUGCACCUACGUUUUACAGUAUUAAGAAAUGCACGAGUACAUCACCAUGCAUGUGAAAUUUGAAUGGCCAAUGCAUGCAAUGCUUUCGUGUUGCGAAUAAACGGUUUUAUUUCAGGAGCUCAAGAGAAGACGUUAAGUCUAUAUAGUUACCAUAUUCAUAAUCUUCUCGUUUAGAAAACCAAUUUUAACGUGGAAACGCGAUGAUCAAUCCGAUGUUAUUAAUUUUACGAUGGUUUGACAAAGACAUAUUUCACAGUUUGACGUGCUGUGGGAAUUUGUAUUCCAUUGUAUGAAAUGUUUUUGUGCGUGAUGUGCUGUCUAUGAUUCAGCACGCAAUCGGACUCAAUUAUAAUCAACAACGAGCAAAAAAUCAACAACAAAAGACAGAAUACAGCCCUGACAACUAGAAACAUCAUGAAGAGGACAAAUGACUUGAAUCCUAAUCGAAACAGCCCUAAACGCGUCAUGGCAUUUCAAGAAUUGCAAUUCAGCGACAUUCUGGGUACGUCAAGAGUUGAUGAACCCCAACAGGCAGUUGUGGAAAACCAACUGAGCGAAACAGCUCUGGCUGAAGAAAACAGCAGUAUUUUAGAUCGAAAUAGGGCACUUCUACAGUAUAUCGCAACAAUUUCUAACUCUAACAAUGCAAAGGAUGAAUUCAACUACGAAUUCAUACGUUCCCUUGUUGAAGGAGGAGCGAACAUCAACAUUGCAGACGUGAAUGGACAGACAAUUUUCCAUGAGGUUGCUCGCUCCUGGAAUACAGACAUUGCUGAGUUCCUCAUCGAUUUGGGUUGUGAUAUCAACAAGCAAGAUUCAUACGGACGGAGUGCCUUGCACGUCUCUGCGGCUGUAGAUUUUGUGGAAAUGACCGAGUUUCUACUCGACAAUAACGCGGACAUUGAUGUGAGAACGUACGGUGAGCUUCAGGCUCCCAUACAUUAUGCGGCAAAAAACGGCGCUACUCGUGCAUUGAAAAUGCUGUUGAGUUUUCAGGCAAAUAUCGAUACGACUGAUGCAAAACAGCGAACUCCGUUGCAGGUGGCUGCAGAAUGGUGUCAAAGUAAAACGGCCAAAAUUCUUAUUACCGAAGGAGCAGCAUGUUGCUUACUUGACGUAACAGGGAACUCGCCUUUAUGUGAACUUAUUGAUCAUCUGCCAAACCUGGCAGUUGAAGCACUCGAUCAACUACAUUCAACGAACGUUUUAACAAUGGAGGAAUUCUACCAUCUCCAGCAUCUGGAAUCAUCGAAGGAGAAAGUUGAAACAAAAUCAACAAGAACAGCUCUGGAAACAGCUGUUGCUACACUUAACUAUGAAGUUGUUACGCAUCCCGUCAUGCAAAGGCUUAUACAAAUCAAAUGGGAUCAGUAUGGUCGGUUCUCAAACAUGUACCAACUGAUUUUUCAUACAAUUUUUGGCAUCGCAUGGACAGCAGUUGCCAUUGGUACACCAGAAAAUAGUGAUAAUCUUUACAAAGACAUAACAGCAAAAGUAUGGAGGAUAACUCUUGGUGUAAUGAUAAUCCUUAUGACUGUUUACGAUAUCGGAAUGCAAAUUUAUAAAACGUAUAAAGCGCGAAAAUUACAAAAAAGAUGGAUUGAUUGGAAAAUAACGAAGUUGCAGUAUGAUCUUGAUCACUGUCAUCCAAGAUGGCCUCAAGAAGAGAGAUUUGUUAAAAACGAGAUGACAAGAGUCCGCAACCUUACUCUAUUUAAUGCUAACGACGCUUGGUUCUAUUUGGAUUGGAUGGUUCUAUUUCUCAUCGUCAUAAACAUCAUCACGCAUUUUCUGUUUUUGAGAAUCAACACAAGCGCCUCGCGAUAUGUUUAUACGCGUGUAUUGAGCAUCAUGAAUCUAUUCGUUUGGCUUCGUUUGCUCAAAUUUACGCGACCAAUUCGAGGCAUCGGCACACUGGUGCUUAUUCUAUCGGAAACGAUGGGCGACUUUGUGAAUUGGGCUUUUUUGUACAUUAUAAUCAUGGUUCCAUUUACCGCUUCAUUUUGGAUAAAUUUCGGCGCAUCGUCUCCGCACCCCGUCCGCGGUUACGACCAAACAGCAGAUUUGAUUUAUAGCGUUUUUCAGAUCGCUAUCGGGGACAAUUUCAAUCGUCAGGGUCUGGAAACUGCCGACAAAAGUAUAGCCUACAUACUUCUUGUAAUGUAUGUGACUUCAAUGACCAUCGUCACGCUAAAUUUAUUGAUAGCCCUUCUGUCCGAAACAUUUAGCCGAGUAUACAGCAAUGCAGUAGCAAACUCUAUCAUGCAAAGGGCGAUGAACAUCAUCGAGUCUGAAAGAUACCUGACAAGAAAACAAAAACAAAAACACAGGGAUUACAUGAAACAACACUGCAGUCCCGAGGUCCAUAGAAUUCAGCAAAUUACGAGCAUCGAGAAGAAUGAAGACGUGCGCGAACAGCAAAAUGAGAUUGGCGAGGCCGUGAUGGAAGCCCAUCAAGUAUUAAACGACCGUUUCGGUAAAAUAUAUGGAAAGGACAAAACUUCCGAUUUUGAUGCGCUCAUGGUAGACCUCAGAAAUACGUGCCGUGUGGCCGACAAAAUGUUCGAUGAUCUUCAAGCCAUAAAAAUGUUGCUAAAUCGUCGAUCGUCUACAGCAUCAAAACGUAAAGCCAAACCUCCCAAGAAAGUUGAAUCAAGAAGCGUCACUACAUCAUUACAAGAGUAUUUACCAGAAUGGAUGACGAGAAAAACCGAAGAGAAACCGAAAGGAAACCGACGAAAGAACGACCGUAAAAGCGGCUCACAGUCGGAUGAAGUUGAUGAUGGAAAAACGAAACGUCGAAGAGUCAGAAAACGUGAGCAAAAGAAACGACCAAUUGAACAAGAAGAAGCCUCAAAAUCACGACGACGUGGAAAACGAGAUGAAAGAAAAGAGAAUUUAGAAGAUCGGGGUAACGUGAAACCAGCAUACGAGUUUGAUCUCAGCAAAAAUGAACGGGAUUUACAAUUGCCAUAUGUGAAGGACUGGGAUGCAGUGAGUAUUGAUUCCUCUGAUUCAGAAUCAGCCUUAUGAUCUAUUGACGAUCGUUCCAUUAACUUGAAUUAAAAUUUUUGUAUGCUAUGACAUGUGUAGUUUGCUUAGCAACAUGAAGCAUCGAAGCAUCUACCUUAGAAAAAAAUAUAGCUAGUCAGUCCAUCUUAACAGCAAUACUUUUCACACUUACGAUAUGCAAUGUUGCAAAAUAGAACUUUUAUUUUGUUUUUUUUUGAAUGUAACUAAUAACGUACGAGUGGUGAAAGGCGUUUGCUUCAUUAUGUUUUGUUGUUGUCCUAUGUUUUACAGUUAAGAAAUAAAACAUGUUUACUGUGUUUGCACGGGCCUUUCCAAAUCGAGGAGAACUUUGGGAGAACUCAAGAGUAGAUUAAUGCAAGACCAAGACCAAAGGUCGAGGGUUGCACCUGUUCGAGAGUUCUCACAAACGUCGCCGAGGUUUGUAUAAGCCAGUUCAAACACGAAAAACAUCGUUAAUUUCUUUCAUAAAACAACAAUAAUGCAAAACAGACAAAUUUGAAACAAACAUUUUAAAUUUUCCACCAACACGUUUUCAUGAUUGAUUUGCAAAUUCUCUUUGAUUGAUUGAUCGAUUGAUUUAAUUAAUCGAGCUUAGAUUUGUUUGCACAGGCUAAUGCAAACACAGCUAUGUUCUAAACUUCCGUCAAACAGGUAUUCCUGAUUGAUUUGCAAAUUCUAUUUGACUGAUCGAUUUAUUUAAUUUGUUGAGCUCAGAUUUGUUUGCAUAGGAUAAUGAGAAAACACAGCUACAGACCAAUCAGCGCACGCGUUUAAUUGUUUUUAUUUUAUAAACAUUGUUGGUCAACAAUAUCUGUAAAACAUAGACGUAUAGUAUAACUUCGCUACAUUAGCUCAAGUAUUCAUGUCUUGUGACAACAGUUUUAAGCGUUCACCUUCAACUAAUAAAACCUGGUUACAAAUGACAAGUCAAA
This is a messenger RNA of Xenia sp. Carnegie-2017, 3976 nucleotides long. Its product is annotated as transient receptor potential cation channel subfamily A member 1-like. Gene Ontology annotation, biological process: calcium ion import across plasma membrane. Gene Ontology annotation, molecular function: calcium channel activity; protein binding. NCBI's taxonomy places the organism in Eukaryota, Metazoa, Cnidaria, Anthozoa, Malacalcyonacea, Xeniidae. Gene Ontology annotation, cellular component: membrane. The record is from RefSeq and is a predicted model, not a curated record. The coding region runs from base 426 to 3044 and encodes 872 amino acids. The transcript has 6 exons.